Stylophora pistillata is the source of this 528-nucleotide messenger RNA. RefSeq lists its product as uncharacterized. Lineage: Eukaryota; Metazoa; Cnidaria; Anthozoa; Scleractinia; Pocilloporidae. The record is from RefSeq and is a predicted model, not a curated record.
AUGGAAAAUGGAAAACAAGUAUCAGAUGAAUGNCUUAUUCCACGGUUGGAAGGCAUUAAAUUGGACUCUGGAGUUUCGCCUCGAGACAUUCGGCAAUGGAAGAAGGACAAAAAGAACGUCUUUGCUCCUUUUAUGCAGGAAAGGGACAGAAUUUUGGAAGUGCUGUCGGCGAAACAAAGACAAAACGAGGAUGAAAUCGAGAGGAAACAUUUGGAGGCUCAAUGGGAGCGCGUAAGAGAACAAAUCUCCAACCUUAAACUCGUGACCCUUGGGUACAGGACGGCGUGGGAAAGAUUGCAAAGAGAAUACGGACAAAAUAAGAUUGUUUUGAAUGACCAUAUGGACGAAAUUAUAAGUUUGACACCAAUAAAAGGCAACAGCUACAGGAAAGCAAGAGAAUAUUAUGAAAAGUUAAACAAAAGUUUCGACGCUUUACAUACCCUGGGAGAGGCUGACUCGUCUAAAGGAUUUGUGAUGACGAUGACGCCUCACCCACUGACAGCUUAUCACCUGCCAUCAUUCCACUGA